AUGAACCCCAAUUACCCAUUUGAAAGAUCUCGUUCGAACAAACACAAAAUCAGGGAAUCUCACUGUCCCACUAAGCACACCCAACAGACAGGAUCGAUAAGCAACAUCUUGGCAAGCGAGAGGAACAAAAAGAGCACUGGAAUUGGGAACCAAAAUUCGGCACCGAAAGCUUUAGGAAUGACCAGAUUAAGUUCUUCCGACUCGACUAAAGAAGUGCUAACCAAAUCGAUAACUAUGUCAGACACAGAGCCAAAAACAUCGACAGUUUCAAGCAAGAAGUCCUCCCAAUCCCUUAUCCAAGUCUGCCCAAUUUGUAGUCGCUUUUAUGGGUUAGCAUCGAUCGACAUACACAUGAGAGCAUGUCAGCUCGCCGAUGAACUGCACCGCAGACAACUGGAAGCCAAACAGGCCUGGGACAAUAAACUCGUACGAAGACCAAGUCACCCCCCGGGAACUUUGUGCCAUAUUUGUGGUCGUCGAUACACCCACGCAUCGUUGAGUCUUCACACUCCCCGGUGCUUGAAACAAUGGAUUCAGUGGAACAAAAUGUUACCGAAACGGAAGCAACACCGACAGAUUCCAAUCACACCAACACCGACGAGUGAAGAACUUCAGGAAAGAGUUGAAAAAGCGCAUCGGAAUGGGUUGACCUACUACGCACUUGCUGACGCUCUGGACGAGGUUAUGCUGGAAGCAAGUUUGAGAAAUAAGCUCCCAGUGGAACUGAUACAUACAAAAUGA
Molecule: messenger RNA, 741 nt
Organism: Opisthorchis viverrini
Lineage: Eukaryota; Metazoa; Platyhelminthes; Trematoda; Opisthorchiida; Opisthorchiidae
Exons: 1
Coding region: 1-741 (246 amino acids)
Source: RefSeq, a predicted model, not a curated record